GCAGUCGUUUGCGGAAGUGAAAUGAGUGCAGCCGAGCACCAGCGAUGAGCUCGAGUAACUGUGUAAUAUUCCUAUAAAAAUUGUGUACAUAUUCUAAAAAGAGCACUAAAACAGUUAAGUAGUUCAUAAAAAUAAAUGCAAAAAACGGCGAGCAAACAAACUCAACAAGGCAGUUAAUUCAGACGAUUGUGAAAACAGCUAAAACAACAAAACUGCUGUAGCUACAGCAAUAAAGCAAGACAAUUUUCAACAACAAAUAUGGCAGCUUAACGCCGCUGACAUUUGUUUAUCAGCAACAAAAGGUGCUCAUUUGCAUGUUUAAGCGAAGUGACUGCCAAGCUAUUUUUGUAAAGCUUCUUCCACGCUUUGUUUUGCUAAUUCUGUGAGUGCAUGAAAAUUGAAGGAUAAAUUAGCAGCCGCGUAACUAUGAUAAAUUUAAAUAUUUAAGUGCUGCUAAUAAGCCUAAAACAUGUACAAGUAAAGCAAGUAAAUUUAGCGCAAUUCGUGCAAGGCGCGCGCGCUUCGAUUUCGAGCAGCGGUAGGCGCGCGCACACUCGCUUACGGGUGACCCAUCGGUUGUGCGCCCAGCGUCUGGCACAUUACGACCGCCAAAAGCCCUGCGCUUCGCCGCCCCCCUCCAGCGGCGCUGCAGCAAUGACAGUAGCUCACAAACAGCUCUAAAAAGCUCAGUUCAAUUCACAGCCGCACGCUUGAAUUCAGUACAGCUCAGCUAUGCUUGGUGCGCGCUCUACCCGUGUGCGUUUGAAAUUCAUUCGCGCUUGUCAAACGGGCAGUUAGUUGUUGGCUUAUCGCGUAGUUACAAGAAAAAAUACAGUACGGCGUGAAGGGUUUUGAACUACUGACAUACUAAAAAGUGAGUUGAAACAAUAUCCGAUUUCGUGGCUAAAAACAAACAAAGUGGAGUAAGAAUUGCUCAACGCUGGGCGUGCCGCCGCGGUCUUCCCAAUCAGCUCCACGCGCGUGUCAAUGUUCUCACCGUGCAAAGCGUCGUGGUGUCGCCUCGCCGUUUGGCUCGCAGCCGGUGGAAUUAUCUUGCUGGUGGUUUUGGUGCUCGUCGUCUUAGCCAUCUUCGGCAGCCAUCCAUGCGCUGGCGCGCUGGAGAAUUGCGACGAGUUCAGAGCCAUUUGUGCCUCGUAUAACGGCGAUCAUCAGUUCUUCUACAGCCAUUGUGAUAUGUUGCGCGAGAAUUGCUUGACUGGCAGCGAUUGGCAGCGAGAUCACUACAAUCAUUGCAAUGUGAAUGUUUAGUCACCGCCACUGCUUUAAGUUCCACGAAUGUCAAUUAAGUUAUGUAGAAGAAGUUAUGUUAGUAAUUUAAAGAAAUCAAUUAAAACCGCUUACCCUUGUGCUCAUCCCAAAGA
Rhagoletis pomonella (apple maggot) is the source of this 1382-nucleotide messenger RNA. RefSeq lists its product as uncharacterized. The record is from RefSeq and is a predicted model, not a curated record. The transcript has 2 exons. Bases 988 to 1269 code for a protein of 93 amino acids. Lineage: Eukaryota; Metazoa; Arthropoda; Insecta; Diptera; Tephritidae.